This is a messenger RNA of Oryzias latipes (Japanese medaka), 2375 nucleotides long. It is a transcript of the gene rgs7bpa, whose product is annotated as regulator of G protein signaling 7 binding protein a. NCBI's taxonomy places the organism in Eukaryota, Metazoa, Chordata, Actinopteri, Beloniformes, Adrianichthyidae. The record is from RefSeq and is a predicted model, not a curated record.
ACAUUGUGCAACGUUAUUACGCCCAUUUCUGUGGAGCUGGAGUUGAUGCGCCCUGCAGCUCAGGGCGGGGGUCUUUAGUAUUCGUGUCCCACGGGUGCGCAGUGUUGUCAGCCACAGAGCCACGUCAGGCCUGAAGCAACCGAUCGCCUUCUGCCGCCCCUCCAAGGUUAGAGCCGGACGCGCGCACAGAAGACAAAGACGCCGGGACCCGAACCCCAACCUGCGAUGGCGGGAUCCAAGUAAAGACGUCUGCAUCUCCUCUCCUCCCGAGCAGGAGCCUGGAAGUGUCACGUCGCCGUGACAUUGUCGAUUUGGAGAGAUCGUUAUCCCCCAGCGCUGGAUGGAAACGCGCAAUCGUGAAAAUGGUCGCAGAGUGUCCGUGAAAGCGUUUGCUUCCUCCUGACAUCAGAGAAGACGCCGCAGCAAGCUCGACUCCUGCUUGGGUGUGAAGUGCUCACUGUGCACCAGAGCUGUUGGAGUGAAGGCUCGUCUGGGAGAACAUUUGCCUCCUUUUGUACAUUAAGAGGAAGGACGGCGACAAACUGCAAACCGAGGAGCAACCCAGCUCGUCUUUGGCUGGCAGAAGGGGGAACCGAGCCUGAACGGAGGAGAGGAAAAGGUGAACGGUGAGGUGCAGGAGGAGUGGAGUUUUUGUUUUUUUUAAUAGGGGGAGGGAAUCACAGAAAAAUCGUUCAGUCUUUGGGGCUGUUUAAAUAUUGGAUGUGUAUGCAUGAGUUCUGCAUCGAAUGGGCGCAAAAAUCGCCCCAGAUCCACCGGGAACAUCUUCCAGAUCGGAAAGCCUCCUCAUCGAGACCCACAGAGGAGGGAGAGCACCGAAAGUACCCGCAAAGCCCAGCGCGCCGUGGCCGACUGCAGAAUGAUCGUCCAAGAAUUCAAUACACUCGUGGCUCUGUAUCGUGAGCUGGUCAUCUCCAUCGGGGAAAUCACUGUGGACUGUCCGUCCUUACGGGCCGAAAUGCUCAAGACCCGAACGAAAGGCUGCGAGAUGGCAAGAGCGGCUCACCACAGCCUCUCCCUGAUCUCUGGACCAGAGGAUGGGGAAAUCCACCCCGAGAUCUGCCGGCUGUUCAUCCAGCUUCAGUGCUGUCUGGAAAUGUACAUCACAGAAAUGCUGAAAUCUGUCUGCAUGCUGGGAUCCUUACAGCUCCACAUGAAAGGUAAAGAUCCAUGCGGCCCGCCAGGCGUUGACAGUAAGACUGAAGACUCCGACAUACCCAUCCUGGAGGACACUUCGUCCUCACCGACGGAUUGUUCUCAGCUCUGCUGGGUGUUAGCCAAUGACAUAGAGAACAUAGAAAAGGAUAUGAGAGAGAUGAAGAACCUUCUCAGUAAACUCAGGGAGACAAUGCCUUUACCACUGAAGAACCAAGAUGACAGCAGUUUGCUGAAUCUGACUCCCUACCCACUUGUCCGACAGAGGAAGAGGCGGUUCUUUGGGCUCUGUUGCCUGGUAACCAGCUAAGGGCCCCACCUUCAUAUGUAGGAGGAGGCAACAAAGACGCCAUUGCCCACUGUCCAUCACCACUUGUGUCUCCACCAAUCUAUUACUGCCAUGCUCAGAUCAAGCGUCUCCCCUUUUUCUUUCAAAAGCUAGCCGUUUUCUAAUUUUAUUUUGUAAUACAAAGAACUGUGAGUGCUAUGUAAUGUAAAAAAAAAGUCUUCAUCAUAUAUUUGAGCAUAUUUUGGAGAAGGUUUUCCUGUUUUUUAGUAAUUAAACUUAUACCUGCUUGUCUAUCAUGAAAGAAGCUUCAAACCCGACAUGUCUAUGCUCAAUUGCUUCCACAAUCCAGAGCAAACGGCACACAGAUUCAUGUUUAAAAAGGGAAUAUUAAUGUAUGUUUUGUCAGAAAUAAUGUAAUAACUUCUGUACAUGCCAAUAUGAAGACGGCAUUUGCAAUGAUAAACGUAAAAGUUUUAUUUGUGGAUGACAUUUCUGUCCAAAAGAGGUUUGUGUGCACCACAGUCUCUGUUUUCUGUUUCUUGCUGUUUUCCUCUUAAUGUACUUAAUUUAGUCUUCCAUAAACCAAGAACCUUUAUUCAACUUUCCAGCUUCAGAGAAGAAUAUAUAAUACGUUACUCAAAGGGAAACUCCUUUGCACACUAAAGCUAUCUAUGAACUGAGGCGGUAGAAUUGUAUAUAUACAUACACAAUGCUCUGAGUUAUUUUCAAAUUUGGAGGUGGAUUGCAAAAGAAUGUGUUUGUCUGUGUGUACAUGAAGGAUCCUGGUUGUUUGGAGGAAGUUCUUCAAUACUAUGAUUGGAGAGAAGAGUGGUUUAUGAUGAGGAGGAAAAAGGAUAGAAAAACUGUAAUAGGUCAUUUUACAUUGUUAAUAAAACUUUUGUUAUUGAAACCA